AUGCCGCGCGCGACCCGCCCUGCUGACUGCUGGGUGAAAGUGCCAGUGGCGGCGCUGCGCUGGUCGGAGGGCCGCCCUCGCCUGCAGAGCCAUGUCCUCCUGCUGCUGCUGUUGCUGCGGCUCUGGCUGCCGCAGCUGCUGUCGCUGGUCGAGCAGGAGCUGCUGCUGCUGCUGCUGCUGCUGCUGCUGCUGCUGCUGCUGCUGCUGCUGCUCUGA
Monoraphidium neglectum is the source of this 216-nucleotide messenger RNA. RefSeq lists its product as hypothetical. The record is from RefSeq and is a predicted model, not a curated record. Lineage: Eukaryota; Viridiplantae; Chlorophyta; Chlorophyceae; Sphaeropleales; Selenastraceae. The transcript is spliced from 2 exons. The coding region runs from base 1 to 216 and encodes 71 amino acids.